Anthonomus grandis grandis is the source of this 1179-nucleotide messenger RNA. It is a transcript of the gene Tango11, whose product is annotated as transport and Golgi organization protein 11. The transcript has 4 exons. The record is from RefSeq and is a predicted model, not a curated record. NCBI's taxonomy places the organism in Eukaryota, Metazoa, Arthropoda, Insecta, Coleoptera, Curculionidae. Bases 243 to 911 code for a protein of 222 amino acids.
CGUCAAAGUGUAAUUUCAAUUUUUUCAACAGAAUUCAGAAAUGGUGGCAUAAAAAAUAAUAAAGGUAAAGUAAAAGAAACAAAGAGCAAUACCACCAAACGCAAGUCAUUACUUAAAAAGGAAAUCUUUAAACCUUACUGGCUGUCCAGCAAUUAUUUCAAACCUCUUAGUUAAUCCAGCAGGCCCCAUUUAUAUUAAUAACAAUACCACAAUUAUUGACUAAAUUUUAAAAAAGAACUGAAAUGUCUUCGAAUGUGAGCCCCUCGCACUAUGUAGAAGACGCUUUUGUAACAGACGCCGACUUUAAAGUCUCGAUAAACCAACAAAUGAAGGUGCCCGACAAGAUAAGUUUCAAUAGCGAACUGAAUGGGGACAUCCGCAACUCCUGGGUGAAAGACAACUUUAACAUGAACGUACCUGAAAGGAUAUUAGUGGCCGGGCAAGACCAACAUAUUGGUACAAGGGCACCACCCAGGGAAAUUGUCUUUGAUAAUUCCCUGUUAUCUUCUGAGCCCUAUCCAGCGAAUUUGCCAAGGGUAGCCACCCCUCCCAGAACCCUUACUUUAGACAGAUAUCCUUUUCCAGGUGUCGACGACCAUGAGGAGGACCAAGAGCCAGAAGAUCAACUUCCAGUUAUCAAACCGAAGGCAAAAGUGCAGUUGAAUUUAAAUGAUUCUGUUUAUUCUAUGAAUAAUUCUUUUAGAGACACAUCCACUCCACCAUUAGGCGGUGAAAGUUUGACACCGGCAGAAGAAAUCACCCACCUACGACGCCAAAUGGUGAAACUGAACAGGAGGGUGAUGGCCUUAGAACUAGAAAACCUCAAUAGGAUGCAAAAGGAGAAAUUCAUAGUAGGAUUCGGCAUAGCGUACUUUUUGCUUAAAGUUAUAGUUUGGAUGAAUCGGGACUAAGACUAGUAGGUAGCAGUAGUAGUAGUACAUUAUUAUUGUUGAUAUUAGCAGGAAAUUUAUUAGGGCCAUAACCUUGUUUCACUUUUAUUGGUCAUCCUGUAUCUUGUGUUAUCAUUUCAUACAGUACUGUAUUGUUUUUUUUUUACUAUAUUUACUCCUUCUUUUACGAUAUUGUUACUAAUUAUUUUAAGUGUAACUUAUGACUACGACUGUAUCUUAUUUUUUAAGUAAGUUGUAAUUGGUAUGAAAUAAACAUUAAUAAGUUGUU